Messenger RNA from Anoplopoma fimbria (sablefish), 1886 nucleotides. RefSeq names its product guanine nucleotide binding protein (G protein), alpha activating activity polypeptide O, b (gene gnao1b). Gene Ontology annotation, biological process: adenylate cyclase-modulating G protein-coupled receptor signaling pathway; G protein-coupled dopamine receptor signaling pathway. The coding region runs from base 219 to 1283 and encodes 354 amino acids. Gene Ontology annotation, molecular function: GTPase activity; GTP binding; mu-type opioid receptor binding. Gene Ontology annotation, cellular component: heterotrimeric G-protein complex. The transcript is spliced from 8 exons. NCBI's taxonomy places the organism in Eukaryota, Metazoa, Chordata, Actinopteri, Perciformes, Anoplopomatidae. The record is from RefSeq and is a predicted model, not a curated record.
ACCCCCUCUGAGAGAGGAGACGGAGCAGAGAGGCGCACACGGAGUCACGGAGAAAAGACGGUUUCGGGAUCGCGGCUCUGUUCUCGCCCUCAAUCUGGGCCUAAUGCUGUAGCGGACAGCGCGCGAGGACAGCUCGAGCGAGAGACAACGCAGUGAUUGAGAGUCGGUGAGGGACAGGGCGGACCGGAGACGACGGGUUGUUCACUCGCCUUGGAAACAUGGGAUGUACGCUGAGCGCCGAGGAGCGCGCCGCUCUGGACCGGAGCAAGGCCAUCGAGAAAAACCUGAAGGAGGACGGGGUGACGGCCGCCAAGGACGUCAAGCUGCUGCUGCUCGGCGGCGGGGAGUCCGGGAAAAGCACCAUCGUCAAACAGAUGAAGAUUAUCCAUGAAGAUGGCUUUUCUGGGGAUGAUGUGAAGCAGUAUAAGCCUGUGGUCUACAGCAACACCAUCCAGAGCUUGGCGGCCAUCCUCCGAGCCAUGGACUCACUGGGCAUCGAGUUUGGAGACAAGGAUAGAAAAGCGGAUGCUAAGCUGGUGUGCGAUGUGGUCACUCGUAUGGAGGACACGGAGCCGUACUCUGCAGAGCUUCUCACUGCUAUGAAGCGCGUAUGGACCGAUGCCGGGACUCAGGAGUGCUUCAGCCGCGCCCGGGAAUACCAACUCAACGACUCUGCUCAAUACUACCUGGACAGUCUAGACCGGAUUGGGGCACCGGACUACCAGCCCACAGAGCAGGAUAUCCUGAGAACCCGUGUGAAGACUACUGGUAUCGUUGAAACCCACUUCACCUUCAAAAACCUCCAUUUCAGGCUGUUUGAUGUUGGGGGUCAGAGGUCAGAGAGGAAGAAGUGGAUCCACUGCUUUGAAGAUGUGACUGCCAUUAUCUUCUGUGUUGCUCUGAGCGGAUACGACCAGGUGCUCCACGAAGAUGAAACAACUAACCGCAUGCAUGAGUCACUCAUGCUCUUUGACUCCAUCUGUAACAACAAGUUCUUCAUCGACACCUCCAUCAUCCUCUUCCUCAACAAGAAGGAUCUGUUUGGUGAUAAGAUCAAGAAGUCACCGCUGACGAUCUGUUUUCCAGAAUACACAGGUGCUAAUACUUACGACGAUGCUACUGCAUAUAUUCAGGUUCAGUUUGAGAGUAAGAACCGCUCCCCCAAUAAGGAGAUCUACUGUCACCUGACCUGUGCCACAGACACAGGAAACAUCCAGGUAGUGUUUGAUGCUGUCACUGACAUCAUUAUUGCAAACAACCUUAGAGGGUGUGGCUUAUACUGAGGCCUGGCCAAGCACAGAGGUUGUCAUGGAGAGUAUGAGGUGUUAAUAAUGAUAAUUUUGAUGAUACUUAAACACAUAAAUAUGUAAUUCUACACGUCCAAAGGGACCCAAAGAGCUGCCGUCUGACACCACACUGGAUUAUUGCCAUGAUUUGUUCCCCUCCUCUCAUUUUGAUUUUAGUAUACAACCCCAGUUUUGUCUCAUAAAAUCGUGUUUUUGAACUGAAUGUUUCAUGUUUCGUUGAUGACUGUCAACAACUGGGAAGGUCAGAAGGGGCAGCACCAGGGUUGUAUUCAGCUGGAGCCUCGUUUUGCAAAAGCUCAGAAAUGCAACCCAGAGGAGAGUGCAAUGUCAGUUUUAACCACAGCGCGGACUACUGUCCCAUUCUUAAUGUGACGUUUUUAUGUGCAAGUCUCGAGGCAUUUAUAUCUGUACUGAAAAUAGCCUGUUGUGCUGCGUUUGAAGAGCUGCUGUUUGUAUGAAGGUGGAGAUGAUGUUGGGGAGGUGCUGUACUCGUGGCUGAGGGUCAUGGUUGGGAAAGAGGCUAUUUUAACUUUCAGAAGGGACAAAGCUUCCCUCUCCUUCAGACCCACACAUGACUGA